Molecule: messenger RNA, 1235 nt
Organism: Adineta steineri
Lineage: Eukaryota; Metazoa; Rotifera; Eurotatoria; Adinetida; Adinetidae
Source: the annotation of a GenBank genome assembly
UUCGCCUUGUGUUUCUUCGAAUAGGUAUUGUAUUUAAGAAAUAUAUUCAACAUAAUUUAUUUAAUAGUAAUCUAGGUGAAAUUGAUACAUUAAAUGAAAAAUAUCAAGCACAUGCAUCGAUUGAAUCUCGUUGGUUAGUUACAUAUGAUAAACUUUUUUCUAAUAUAUCAACUGUUGAUCAAGAACGUUUAAUUAAUGGAAGAUCUAUUGCAUUGGAUAAAUAUGAUGGAUCUUAUUGGCAUCCUCAAUUAUAUAUUGAAAAUGCAUUAGGUGAUUUAAAAGAACAAAUAAAAUAUAGUGCAAAAAUAAAUUCAAAAGAUCAUCAAAUCUAUAUUUGUGAACAUCGUAUUAUAAAAGGAUUAUUUUGGGAAAAACUUGAAUUACAACAUUUUCCAAGUGAUGUUCAAGAUUUAUCAAUAUCAGUUACUUCAAUGUUAUUUCAUAAUAAAGUUACUUUAAUUCCUGAUCCUCAUCAUCCUAGUGGAGUUAAUCGAGAAGCAUUUGUUGAUCAACAAGAAUGGUCAUUAUAUGAACAUAUUGAUACAGAACAACGAUAUAUUAAUGAAUUUAUUUUUCGAAUUGAUCACGAUGAUGAUGAAGAGGAUGAUGAAGAUUAUCAACAAAUUAAUAAUAAAAAUAAAGAAGAUCGUAAACGUUCAGUUGUAACAGUUACCUGUCAUGUUGCUCGUCAAUCACAAUAUUUCUUUUGGAAUGGAUUUUGUCUUAUUUUUUUGAUCACUCUUGUAUCAUUUUGUGCUUUUGGAUUACCAUUACAAUCUAUAGUAAAUCGACUUCAAGUUGCAGCUACACUUCUUUUGACGUCAAUUUCAUUUCGUUGGACAGUAAAUAGAUCACUUCCUACAAUCUCUUAUUUAACAUCAUUGGACAAAUACGGAAUAUUGUGUAUAUUUAAUCUUGUUAUGCAUGCUAUUUGGCACAGUAUUAUUGCUGUAAUUAUAUAUGAACGAACACCAGAUUUUCGUGUGCCCAAGAAUUCAUGGAUUGAACAUUUAGAUCGUGGAGCAUUUGCUGUUUUUUUUGGUCUUUUUAUUGUACUUCACAUUGCAAUGAUUCUAUGGCUCUUUCUUGUUCCUUUCCGACAUCGUAAACAAAUGAGACAAAAAGAUGAGCAAUAUCGAACAUUGAUGCUUCAGAAAAGCAAAGCUGCUGAUAAUCAUUCGUUUCCAGCAGUUCAAAAGAAGACUGUCUAUGAUCGAGAUUUCACAAAGAUAUAA